Messenger RNA from Penicillium vulpinum, 1578 nucleotides. RefSeq lists its product as uncharacterized. The record is from RefSeq and is a predicted model, not a curated record. Lineage: Eukaryota; Fungi; Ascomycota; Eurotiomycetes; Eurotiales; Aspergillaceae. Bases 1 to 1578 code for a protein of 525 amino acids. The transcript has 8 exons. Gene Ontology annotation, molecular function: oxidoreductase activity, acting on the CH-CH group of donors.
AUGUUAGGGUGGUAUUUUCCUGCAGACACACUCAACAUGAUUGAACCUCACCUCACUCAACUUGGCGAGGCGGCUGUUUCGCCCCAAAUCUUUGCAUGGAAUGCCGACGCAGAAACCAACCUGCCAUAUAUCAAGAAUUACAAUAAGCAGUUAGGAAAGUGGGGGGCUAAGCAUGGAGUUGUCUCGCUAGGAUACGACCACACGUACGGCGUUCAUAGGCGCACUGUUCAAUAUGCUGCAGUGUACUUAUACGUCCCCUCAUCGUCAAUGUACAGAUGUCCGAUGAAGGUGAUGACUACUGGACAUCUGGUAUGGAUGACGGAAAGAGCAGGCGGGAGCGACGUUCAAAACACAGAAACAUGGGCUACAUAUGCACCCUUGCCCCAAGGAUCAAAAACAUCAGACGUCCUCGCCGAGGGUGACUACCUGAUCAGCGGAUUCAAGUUCUUUUCCUCCGCGACAGAUGCCAACGUCGCUUUUCUCUUAGCCAAAACGGAUUCUGGGAAACUGAGCACAUUUAUCGCCCCAUUACGGAAAACUUCCAUUGGAGCGGAUGGAAAGCCAGAACAAUUAUCCAAUGGCGUGCGCAUCCACCGCCUAAAGAACAAACUUAGUACCAAGGAACUACCCACAGCUGAACUGGAACUCAGGGGCAUGCGCGCUCACCUAGUUGGUGAGCUUGAUCAAGGCAUUCAGACUAUUGCUCCACUGUUAAAAACCACUUGCAUUCAGACGCUUCUUGGAACACUAUCAACCUGGCGUCGUGCUAUUAGCACCACGAAAAAUUUCGCUAAGUCACGGACCACUGUCGGGGAGCCAUUAUGGUUGAUUCCGAUGCAUCUGCGUCUCCUGGCAGAUAUGGAGAGCACCGCGGAACAUGCGCAUAUGCCUCAGAAUCUUACCGAAGCAAAGGUUGUCUUCCGAGUCCUAACCGCCACGUGCAAGGGGGUUGUUAGUAAGAUGUCGAUGGUGGGCGUUCAAGAAUGCCAGGAAGCGAUGGGUGGAGUUGGAUACAUUGAUGAACCAGACGAGCCUGAAUUCAACAUUUCACCCCUUCUCCGUGCUGCAGCCGUGUAUCCGAUCUGGGAGGGUACAACGAAUGUGCUGGCUAGUGAAAUAGUCCGUUUCCUCAUAAAAGGUGAUAAUUUAUCUAUUUUUUCCGGGUGGCUCAUUCGUGUUUUGUCUUUGAUCCGUACGCCGUAUCUCGCCGGGGCAUUGAGGCAGGCUUUGUAUUCUUUCCUUUGUCGCAUGACACCUACUCGUCCACAAACUGCACUACUGGCUGAUGCCCGGAGGAUCAUGUUCACCUUUGCCUGGAUCCUUGCAGGGGCUCUCCUAGCUUUGGAUACAGAACGUGAUGGGGAUGAGGUCGCGAUAGAGAUUGCUCGCAGCUGGGUUCUGUUAGGUGAGGGUGGGGUUGGCGAGUUUGUCUACCGGGAUAUUGUCAAGCCUUCGAUACAACGGGGAGCAAUGAGCAGAAUCAUACAAAGUUGGAUUGAUUCAACAUCAAAGCUAAUCAAAUUGUUUGUCAAACUGCAAGCACUCUUCGAAACUUUCAUUGGUCUCGUGAAAAUCUAG